AGAACAAACUUUGACUUCUCAUUCACACGAGCUCUCGGGGCCAGGGGUGUGGCAUCCAUCAAAGGCAUGGAAUUCAGAUCUUGUACCCAAAAUUAGGCAACACCCACUUCACAUCUCACUUUUAACUCGAGCCACAAUGGAAAAAGUAUCGAUUUUGCUGUUGUUGGUGUUACUGGGUCUGGUCAUUUGCAGUGUGGAAGCAGCUCAGAAGGCUCCUUGGAGGAUUCAGACCCUCUUCUCAGUGGAAUGUCAGAACUACUUUGAUUGGCAAACGGUUGGACUCAUGCACAGUUUCAGGAAGGCAAAGCAACCUGGUCACAUUACUCGUCUUCUCAGUUGCACUGAAGAGCAGAAGAAAACUUACAGAGGGAUGCAUUUGGCUCCCACUUUCGAGGUGCCCUCAAUUAGCAAACACCCCACAACUGGUGACUGGUACCCUGCAAUAAACAAACCUGCUGGGGUUUUAUAUUGGCUCAAACAUAGUAAAGAAGCAGAAAAUAUUGACUGGGUUAUCAUCCUGGAUGCAGACAUGAUAAUCCGUGGCCGAAUUGUACCUUGGAAACUUGGCGCAGAGAAAGGAAGACCUGUUGCAGCAUAUUAUGGGUACUUAAGAGGUUGUGACAAUGUAUUGGCUCAACUGCACACAAAACACCCGGAACUCUGUGACAAAGUUGGUGGACUUUUGGCCAUGCAUAUAGAUGACCUGCGAUCAUUGGCACCUAUGUGGCUUUCUAAAACAGAAGAAGUACGGCAAGAUAAGGCCCACUGGGGAGUAAACAUAACUGGUGAUAUAUAUGAAAAAGGCUGGAUUAGUGAGAUGUAUGGAUACUCUUUUGGUGCAGCAGAAGUUGGGCUCCGACACAAGAUUAAUGAUAACUUGAUGAUCUACCCAGGUUAUGCUCCCCGGGAAGGAGUUGAGCCAAUUCUUCUUCAUUAUGGGCUGCCAUUUAGGGUAGGGAAUUGGUCAUUUAGUAAGGCUGACCAUGAUGAGGAUGACAUCAUUUAUAACUGUGGUCAGCUCUUUCCUCAGCCUCCUUAUCCCAGGGAGGUAAAGCAGUUGGAAACAGAUCCUAAUCUACGCCGAGGACUAUUUUUAAGUAUAGAGUGCAUAAACAUUUUAAAUGAAGGUCUUCUGUUACAUCAUGCAGCAAAUGGCUGCCCUAAACCAGCAUGGUCAAAAUACGUGAACUUUCUAAAAAGCAGAGCCUUUGCUGAACUAACUAAACCAAAAUUAGUAACACCAGCUACUCUAGAAAUGAUGCAGGAUACAGUGCAAGAUCAUAUCGACCAUGAUGCUGCCGGGCCAUAUCCUAAAAUCCAUACUGUUUUUUCCACUGAAUGCACCCCAUACUUUGAUUGGCAGACUGUAGGGCUUAUGCAUAGUUUCCAUUUAAGUGGACAGCCAGGAAAUAUCACUAGACUUCUCAGCUGCUCCGAUGAAGAAUUAAAGCUAUAUAAGGGCCAUAACUUGGCUCCCACCCAUUAUGUCCCUUCUAUGAGUCGACAUCCAUUAACUGGCGACUGGUAUCCAGCAAUUAACAAACCCGCUGCAGUACUCCAUUGGCUCAAUCAUGCAAAUAUUGAUGCUGAAUUCAUAGUGAUAUUAGAUGCUGAUAUGAUAAUGAGAGGCCCAAUUACCCCAUGGGAAUUCAAAGCUGCACGUGGAAGACCUGUUUCAACACCCUAUGACUACCUUAUUGGUUGUGACAAUGAGCUUGCAAAAUUGCAUACUAGCCAUCCUGAGGCUUGUGACAAGGUUGGUGGUGUAAUUAUUAUGCAUAUCAAUGAUUUGCGGAAAUUUGCUUUACUCUGGCUGCAUAAAACCGAGGAGGUUCGGGCUGAUAGAGCUCAUUAUGCCAAAAAUAUAACUGGAGACGAAUAUGGAUCUGGUUGGAUUAGCGAAAUGUAUGGUUACUCAUUUGGCGCAGCAGAGUUGAAAUUAAGGCAUACUAUAAACAAAGAGAUUAUGGUAUACCCAGGAUAUGUUCCUGAACCGGGCAUCAAAUAUAGAGUUUUCCACUAUGGAUUGGAAUUCAAUGUUGGUAAUUGGAGUUUUGACAAGGCGAAGUGGCGUGAGGUUGACAUGGUCAACAGAUGCUGGGCCAAGUUUCCAGAGCCACCAGACCCUUCAAAACUUGAUCACAAUGAUAAGGAGAGUUUACAGCGAAACCUUCUCAGUAUUGAGUGUGUGAAGAUACUAAAUGAAGCAUUGCAUCUACAUCAUGAAAGAAGGAACUGCCCCAAAGCUGGUUCCUUACCCAAAUCAAAAGAGGAUGCUACUGAGGAAAGUGUAAUCUCUAGGACAGUUGGCAACUUCAGUGGAAAUCUUGAUUCAAAGGGCAAUCAUAAGUCAACAAAUGAUUCUGAGGAAUUAGCUAGUGAUAGUAAAGAUGGGACAGUCAUACCUAGUUCUUUCAGACUCUGGGUGUUAUUUUUAUGUGCAUUUUCUGUAUUCGGUUUCUUGGUAGUCAUUUUUGUGGUGCAUUCGGGUCGUAAAAGAAAAGUAAUGAAAAUGAAACACCAUAGAGCCAGGAGAAGAAACUUGUAACCAGGUUAAAUGGGGAGAUUUUGCUUCUUUUAUUAUGGGGUAAGAGUUUAAGACCACCCUGCGGUGAAGUGAUGAUAACUUAAAGGGUAGAAAAAAUGUUACUUGAGAGAUUAUGACUCCAUUCCCACAGAGCAUGGUAAUAUGAACAUUCAAGAGACCUCCCAUUUGAGCAUGUUUGAGAGUGCUUGUACUAUUUUGUACUCAGAAAUCAUCAAAAGGUUAGAAACCCGGGAGACUCAAAUCUCCAACUUCAAAGUUCAAACAUGUUGGUGUUGUUAAACUGGGAUUGUUCUGCAGAGCAAUGGAGCAAAGUACUGUAUCAUUCACAAGUUAUUGUCACAGCAGAGGCAUUUGAUGAGUUAUGACAUUUAUUUUAAUCAUUAUUGUAACAUUUUGUUCCUCAACACUUGUAAAGGAUUUGUAAUAAAAUGAUGAUAUAUUAUAUGUCUGCAUUAACAACCGAUUAUUCAAGAUUUAUUGUUGCAACUC
This is a messenger RNA of Cajanus cajan (pigeon pea), 3037 nucleotides long. Lineage: Eukaryota; Viridiplantae; Streptophyta; Magnoliopsida; Fabales; Fabaceae. The record is from RefSeq and is a predicted model, not a curated record.